Messenger RNA from Dentiscutata heterogama, 930 nucleotides. The record is from the annotation of a GenBank genome assembly. NCBI's taxonomy places the organism in Eukaryota, Fungi, Glomeromycota, Glomeromycetes, Diversisporales, Gigasporaceae.
AUGGAUAUAAUGUACAAAAUCUUUCAGCCCGAAGGGUCCGUUAUAAAGAGGAAUGUACGUGAAAUAGAUCCUAAAAAUCCUGUUUCUGCAAUUGGUUAUACCAAAUGUUUAUUCAAAUUGUCCAAAUAUACUCAAAUUAUUGAAUUUUUAAAUGCAAGCACAUUUUUAACUUCUUCAUCAGUAUUGGCGCUUUCAUUAGAUCCUAAAAACAAAUUAGCUGACAAACAAAUAUCAUUCCUCAAAAGGCUAACGCUAACGGAUGAAAAUUCGAGUGAACAUCGCAUUAACAAAUACAAAAGAGAAAAAAUGGAUGUGAAAUAUGAACAAAGUUAUUUCCUAAAUUCUCGAAGUAAUGAGAAUCUUGUUUAUAAUAUCCUCUCUAUUGAUGGAGGAGGCAUACGUGGAAUAUUACCUAUAUUAUGGCUUAAUGAAAUAGAAUAUCGAACCAGAAGACCUAUCUCUCAUCUAUUUAAUAUGAUAACUGGAACUUCAACCGGUGCUUCAGAAUUAUUGGAAACUUACCAAGAUCAUACCAAAAAAAUAUUCACUAUGAAUAAAGUAAAGAAUUCAAAAGCAAAGUAUAUAAACGAAGCUGAUUCAUCAGCAAUUCAUUUAUUUACACGCAAUGAUGCUCGUGAAGAUGAAUUAAAAAAUGAUACUUUUGUUGAUGAUUUAAUGGCUGCAACGUCUAUACUAACUUUUUUUUCACCCUAUGAGAUGAAGCAUAAAGGUCUUUUCAUUGAUGGAGGAAGUUAUAUACCAGAUCCUUCAAAGCCAUUUCCUUAUAGAGAUAAACAUUUUUGGGCAUCAAAUCAAUUUAAUAUAUCUAAUGAUGAAAAUGAACAAGUUUCAUUUGAAGAUCAGAUAAAAUUGGAUGAUCUUGAAAGGAUUCCAUACCUCAUAGAAAUAGGUCACCAAUAUUUAGAAUAG